AAAGUGUUAAAGAAACUAUAUUACUUACAUUCAUAUCAACUAAAAGGUACAAAUAUGACAUAUUAAAAGCCAUAAAACACCAAAGAAGCCAAGUUCAAGCUGCACACUAGAAAUGUAUUCCUAAGCGAUUUGGAACCAUUAGCAAUUUGAUCACGCACCGGUUAUAAAGCAAAUAAGAUAUCGUUACCAAAUCGCAUUUCAUGGAUAUUUUAGUCAGUGAGCGUUGUUUGCGUUGCGAGUGCGGAUCGUUAACGGAUUGAGAGUGUGUAACUACGAUCAAAAUUAGAAAAUACCUUUGGGACGAUAAUACGUUCAAAAUUCGUAGCCUAAAAUGCUUUUCCUCACCGCCCGAGUCGAUCACACGGCCGAGCAGAUUUUCAAAAUUGAACAACUCAGGCAGCUGGUGGAGAAGUGCGAGGAUCUGAGAGUGGGCACCGAGGACACCCUGCUCACCAAAUUCCUGCACUACACGCGCUGGGACACCAUCAAAGCCUACCAGGCCAUACACGCCUACUAUGAGUUCAAGAGGCGCCAUCCCACCUGGGUGGCCCGCCACCCCAUUGAGCACUAUCGUCAGAUCUUCUACGGCACCCACUGCCGCUACGUGAUGCCCCAGGUGGAUCGCAAUGGACGGGUGCUGGUCGUCUUCAAGACGGUGGAUGGGUUCCAGGACUACCCCGACUAUCUGCAGAGUCUCGUCGAGAUGGACGACCUGAUCUUCGAGUCGCUCCUGCUGCUCCCGCGCGUCCAGCAGAAUGGGAUUACGGUCAUUUGUGAUCUCCAAGGGACAACCCGAAAUUUUCUGCGACAAUUUUCGCCAGCGUUUAUGAAGGUGGUGAACGAAAAGAACGGAGUGCUGCCUUUCAGUCAGCGUAUCGUGCAUAUAAUACAACGCGGUUUCCUGAUGCACGUAACCUCCACGCUGUUUAUGCCCUUCAUGAACAAGGAAUUCAAGGAAAAGAUCUUUACCCACGACGGGCGACAUCUUAGCAAGCUCCGCGAAAUGGUUGGCUACGAAAGUCUGCCCGCGGAAUACGGAGGUCCUGCGACGAACGUCCUGGAUACGAACCUGAUAUUCAAUCACCUGAGUCAAAAUGCGGAGUACUUGGAAAAACUGCAGACCUACGGAAAGAUAUAGCAAAUAUAAGGAACUAUUUUUUACCAUUUCAUUAGUAUUUUUGAACACGAACCAAAUAUAAUGGCUAUUUAUAAUUAGAA
This is a messenger RNA of Drosophila erecta, 1218 nucleotides long. RefSeq lists its product as uncharacterized. Gene Ontology annotation, molecular function: phosphatidylinositol bisphosphate binding. The record is from RefSeq and is a predicted model, not a curated record. Lineage: Eukaryota; Metazoa; Arthropoda; Insecta; Diptera; Drosophilidae. The transcript is spliced from 4 exons. Gene Ontology annotation, cellular component: membrane. The coding region runs from base 332 to 1138 and encodes 268 amino acids.